Lachnellula hyalina is the source of this 594-nucleotide messenger RNA. Its product is annotated as putative mitochondrial carrier protein. The record is from RefSeq and is a predicted model, not a curated record. The annotation marks the transcript as partial. Gene Ontology annotation, molecular function: L-ornithine transmembrane transporter activity. Gene Ontology annotation, biological process: mitochondrial L-ornithine transmembrane transport. NCBI's taxonomy places the organism in Eukaryota, Fungi, Ascomycota, Leotiomycetes, Helotiales, Lachnaceae. The transcript has a single exon.
CCCCUAGACGCAGGUCUCUCCUACGGCCAGUACUACGCCGCGGGCGCGUUUGCCGGAGUUGCCAACUCGGUCAUCUCAGGCCCUAUCGAACAUGUGCGUAUCAGGCUGCAGACGCAACCGCACGGUGCGGGCCGGCUGUAUAGCGGGCCGCUGGACUGCGUGAGGAAGCUGAGUGCGCAUGAGGGUGUGUUGCGGGGCCUGUAUCGCGGGGAGGCGGUGACUGUGCUGAGGGAAGCGCAGGCGUACGGGAUGUGGUUCCUGGCGUUUGAGUAUAUGAUGAAUGCGGACGCGGCGCGGAACCGGGUUGAGCGCAAGGAGAUUGCGAGCUGGAAGAUUGCGUUUUAUGGCGGGCUGGCGGGCGAGGCGUUGUGGUUGGGCAGCUAUCCGUUUGAUGUGGUCAAGAGCAAGAUGCAGAGUGAUGGCUUUGGGGCGGGCAUGAGGUACAAGGGCAUGAGGGAUUGCUUUCGCCAGACUUAUAGGGCUGAGGGGCUUAGGGGCUUUUGGAAGGGUAUUGCGCCGACGCUUUUGAGGGCUAUGCCGGUUAGUGCGGGGACGUUUGCCGUGGUGGAGAUGACGAUGAGGGCUAUUAGUUAG